Molecule: messenger RNA, 540 nt
Organism: Chaetomium fimeti
Lineage: Eukaryota; Fungi; Ascomycota; Sordariomycetes; Sordariales; Chaetomiaceae
Exons: 1
Coding region: 192-473 (93 amino acids)
Source: RefSeq, a predicted model, not a curated record
UGGCUUCGACCCGCUGAGAGAAAUAUUCAUAAAUUGGGGCUUACGUGUCGGCCUACAAAGUCCUCGGUGUCUUCCCGCUCUCAUCUCCCCACUCGCCUGAGUUCUCCCCCUUCUGUCGUCUUCCGUUCGAGCACGACGGGACGGCAUCCAAUGGCCAUUGGCUCUACCGACAUGCCACGGCUCCGUGGGGAAUGCCUGCGCUGCUAUUCUUGACAGGUCUGGGCCAGUUAAUAUGGGCGACCUCAGCCGGCAGUGCGCAAGCCUACCUAGGGCGAGCCUUCUCGUUCUGCCGGUUUAAUGACUUGCCCUCCACUGGCCCAACCUCUUCCCACCUGCUCCCAACACUCCGACAGCAUCUGUUGGAUCGGCACCCUCUACAUUGCAGAUCAUUACCAGGUUUUGCUAAUUCGGUACAGGAGUCGCUUGCCAAACCUGAACGAACGAUUUCAGCACGGCACGCCGAACCAUCUUAAGUCCGAUGUCGCCCAAUAGUUCGGGCCUUGCGGCGCGCUUGCCGCUCACACACGCCGUCGCGGACAU